CUGCUAGAAAAGGUGAAACUUUCGUUCGGGGACCAGCUCCUCGUUGGAACAAAAGUUCAAGACAACCAGGAGAUGGAAUUUUACGACGCUGUGGGGAAGAGCGCAGAGUGGCAGCUCACCAGUUCGCAUGCACUAACGGCAGUUGAACUCACUAACCAAACUGCACGGACAUUGCAGAUUGCAGUAACCAAGCUACUGAAAAUCGAAAUAGUGACCCUACUAGCGACGUCUGAUGUGAAUGCCACCGUGGACACACUACUCUUCAUUAAAGGGCUGGAAGUUGUGGCCGUGACCGCGGAGUGCGAGGCCUACAAUUGGAAUAGGACGGAAGAGCUUCCUUCCAAGUGUAGAAGUGAAGAGGCGGCUACAACCAGUCAUCUCGCUACGGCCGCUGGGCCCCGAUGACUCAAGUGGACCAGGCUUGCGAGCUUUGACAGCAACCUCGAUCAUUGGGUCAGAGGCUGAGCCACUGGAAAGUGGAAUGUCUGUGCAAUACACCGAGGACCACGGCAGUUACGACGUGGCGAAGGUGGCACCGUCUAAAUCUGCCAGGCGUCAGCGGAAGAGCUCCGGAAGUGGGUCAAGCAUCAGUGUCGGGAAAAGGCCCGCUCCCACAAAAUCCAAAAGUCCUCCGAAAUGACAAACUGGCACCCGCCGGAUGCCCAAUAAAUGUC
Molecule: messenger RNA, 674 nt
Organism: Dermacentor silvarum
Lineage: Eukaryota; Metazoa; Arthropoda; Arachnida; Ixodida; Ixodidae
Exons: 4
Coding region: 73-405 (110 amino acids)
Source: RefSeq, a predicted model, not a curated record